AUGGAAGACCAGAACCAAGCUUAUGGCCAGAUGAACGCCACAAACAAUUCUGCAAGCGGUGCCGAACACACCAACCAAAGCCAACCGCAAAAGAUCGAAGACCAAGAACGCCCUGAAGGUCGCCUUUCAACCACUCAGGAGCAGCCUGAACGAGUCAGGUCCCAUCUAGCGAACCUUCCCCCAAGCGCUUCCACCAAUACCCACCACGCGCGCUUCUCAAACGCCAAGAGCCUCGAUUCGGCACCUUCAACCACACCCCCACCUACUGAGUGGGAGAAAUAUUUCGAGGCUAGGUCCUCCCGCAUCCGCAAGGAACGAGAGAGGAAAGCGGCAAGCACUCAGCGUGGGCCCGGGAGCUACUGGCAUGAGCUGCUGCAGGAAUACCGGGACAUUCCUCCUCUUCAUGAAGAAACGGAGGAGGACCGACUUCAGUCGGAAAUCAUGAGCCGGAAGAAAAGGGACCUAAUGGAAUCCCGCUCCAACGGUUCUGGAAAAAGGUUUCGCUUUUGGGAAAGGUGA
Morchella importuna is the source of this 519-nucleotide messenger RNA. RefSeq lists its product as uncharacterized. Bases 1 to 519 code for a protein of 172 amino acids. The record is from RefSeq and is a predicted model, not a curated record. Lineage: Eukaryota; Fungi; Ascomycota; Pezizomycetes; Pezizales; Morchellaceae. The transcript is spliced from 2 exons.